AUGUCUGAUCCUAUCCCUCCUGCUUUUGCAGACCCCGACACCGUGGACCAAUCCCUCCCUGCCAACGCAGAGGACCGCAAAGCUGCCGCCGCCCUUUCUUCGCUCAACACUACCGAGCUUGGAACCGAUGCUUCGGCCAAGCCACCGCCGAGUGCAGACCAGGAAGCACUCGGUAAGGCUAUGAGCAGACUUGAGAUUGCUACAGGGCAUGAUACUGGCAGAAAGCAGGCGGCUGAUGCGCAGAACAAGGAUGCGGAGGUCGUGAAGGAGAAGGCGGUUAAGGUCGCUGCGGCGGAUGUCACACUUCUGGUGGAUCAGUUGGAUAUGAAUAAGAACAAGGCCACAGAGUUGCUCAAGGCUCAUGAUGGCGAUGCUACGAAGGCUAUGAGAGCGUUCGUUACCCCGUCUGUUCAAGUGUAA
Penicillium alfredii is the source of this 420-nucleotide messenger RNA. RefSeq names its product huntingtin-interacting protein K. The coding region runs from base 1 to 420 and encodes 139 amino acids. The record is from RefSeq and is a predicted model, not a curated record. Lineage: Eukaryota; Fungi; Ascomycota; Eurotiomycetes; Eurotiales; Aspergillaceae. Gene Ontology annotation, biological process: protein stabilization; negative regulation of apoptotic process. The transcript is spliced from 2 exons.